AUGGCUACGGAAGCUGCUAACAACAGCAACAACAACAACAGCAGCAGCAGCAGCAGCAGCGUAGCAGCAGCAGCAGCAGCAAUUACUGAAGCAGCAGCAAAAGAAGCUGCACUGGAGGCGCCCCAAAAAACAGCAGCAGCAGCAGCAGAAUCAGCAGCAACAGCGGCAACAACACCAACACAGCAGCAGCAACAACAACAGCAGCAACAGCAACAACAGCAACAGCAGCAACAGCAGCGGCAGCAGCAGCAACAGCAGCAGCAGCAGAAGGAGCAGCAGCAGCAGCAACUACAACAACAGCAGCAGCAACAGCAGCUGGAGCAGAAGGAGCAGCAGCAGCAGCAGCAGCAGCUGAAGCAGCAGCAGCAACAACAACAGCACAUAUACUCUUCACCCAUACUACGGCCUCCUCAGCUGGGAGACGUGCAGCGCGAAUUGUCAUCCCUCUGGAAAACCCUAAACCCUACAGAGAAGCAGUUGUCGGCGGACGGAGCAAGAACCCUCAACUAUGCGACGGCAGCUGCGCUGCGUCAUUUCACCUCUCAAAGUUUGUCGAUGCGGGAGAAUGAAAAAACCCUAACUCUAGAUGAUGUCUUGGCGAUGAUCACCAGAGGCGGCAUGCCAAUGAAAUUUCUUCAGGAGUGUAAGUAUGCAAUCUGCGAGGAAGAAGAAGAAAAAAUAUUUAAUGAGGAAGUUGAGAAGGAAUUUGUUGCUCCUCCUCGCGCUUCAAUACUCAAGCCGAAGAAAACUUCAAAAACAUUUACAGCAGAUAUUUCUUCUUUCUUUAAAAAAGCAUAA
Messenger RNA from Eimeria acervulina, 798 nucleotides. RefSeq lists its product as hypothetical. The coding region runs from base 1 to 798 and encodes 265 amino acids. The record is from RefSeq and is a predicted model, not a curated record. The transcript is spliced from 8 exons. NCBI's taxonomy places the organism in Eukaryota, Apicomplexa, Conoidasida, Eucoccidiorida, Eimeriidae.